Messenger RNA from Alternaria hordeiaustralica, 1620 nucleotides. RefSeq lists its product as uncharacterized. The transcript has a single exon. Lineage: Eukaryota; Fungi; Ascomycota; Dothideomycetes; Pleosporales; Pleosporaceae. Bases 1 to 1620 code for a protein of 539 amino acids. The record is from RefSeq and is a predicted model, not a curated record.
AUGGCGACAGAUCAUAUUGGCCGACUGCCCGCGGAGCUGAAGUGCGCAGUGGUGCGAUACCUACCCGCGCUCCAGGACCGAAAGACCAUGUCACUGCUCAGCAGAGACUGGGCGGUCGUAGUGAUGCCAAUCAUGUGGGAGAUCUUUACUACCGACCUCCUGGCCAAGACUGGCUCGCGAAAUGUGCUAGGUCUAGCGUCUCCCGCCUCGAACAUCGUUAAGCACGUCCGCAAAAUCAACCUUCUGGACAGACCGAACGCGUUCAAAGAAGCGGACCAGUUGCCACCAUUGUUGGCCGCCAUCCCUCGCGGUCAACUAUGUGGCUUCAAAAGCGGAAGCGGCGUGCCUAUCAGUACGCUCGAGCUCCUACUCCAGAUACACCCGAAACUCGAACAUUUUCUCGUCCCUGGUACCUCGAUGUCGCAGAUACUACAAUCGCCGUGGACUGGUUCAUCCUUAUCAGGCCUCACCCGGAUGGAAGUCUCUAUAAAUACUCUCACCCCACGAGAGUUUCGGAAGCUAUGGGUGCGAUGUCCUAAGCUGACGCAUAUCUAUAUGACGCAGAGCAAAUCUGUCACGUCGACGUCAAUCAGCUUGCAAGAAGGUCAUUUCGGGGUCGAUACAACUUCUGCAGUCUCGCAAGGUGGAUCAGACACGACGCAGUCGGACAUGGUCAGCUUUCAAUUAAGCAGCCUUCGCAUCAGUGCUCUUAUGCUCCCUGCGACUUUUAGCACCAUGUUCCAGCGGAUAGACAUUAUUGCCCUCACCGAGCUCGUCCUUGUUCAUACCGGACGCGUCGCUGAGUUGCUGGAAGCUAUGUGCUCUGAAUUCCAGAAGCGAGAACCCUCUCUGAGGAAGCUGCGACUUCUCCUGGUGAAUGAGGACGCGUCAGAUUACAUCCUCUCACAGCUACAGUUGUUAUUAUGCUCUUUCCACGGACUACGCCAGUUACACUUCGAGUGCGGCAAUUGCGUCAAGAUCGAUGUCGAUGGCAUCAUCAACCACGGGGAGACGCUCACGGACCUACUCAUCGUCAACGGAGGUAUCCACCGACAAGAUGCCAACAGAUGUAUGAGCGUGGAAGACCUGCGGAAGGUCGCUAUCGCAUGUCCAAGCCUAGAGCAACUAUGCCUCAACCUGUACGAGAUCGAUCCAGAUAGUCCAGAGGGCGACUUCCUCGGCCCAAAAAUAUCCGUACUUCCAGCAUCAACCGAGUUCGAGAGGGCUUUGAGUGCUAUCGCCAGCAUGAAAAGCCUACGACUACUACGCUUGACCAACCCGCCCAAUUGUCGCAAAGCUUACCACCGCCAAGGAGAGUUCAUGCGCUUCUUCCGCCGAUCACUCGAGAGCGGAGAGCAACGCUACGCGUUCCAGGCUCGAGCGGACAGUAUCGUACGCUACGUGGGCGAUCGGGCAUCGAACCUGAGGCUUCUCGCGUUCUCCCCCAUGGAGUCGCUGACAAAAGCUAUCUCGGCGGACAAGAAUGGCCAUAUCUGGCCCAACUACUUUUACACCUGUGAGCAGAUGAAGAGCAAUCGAGGUACGGAGGUGUCAAUCGCAAGGGCGGUGAGGGACUGGAAGGCAGAGAUGCCGGAGGCUACUAUACUUAACGAGGGAUGA